CCAGAAAACCCGCAAUUCCCAAUCCAUCAAAUCGAAGCCCUAAACUGUCUUAUCGUUGUCCCGCUCCGGCUACAUGGAUACUGCUGCUACCUCAUCGCGCUCCGAGCGAUCCCCACGCUCUAGUUUCAUUUACCGUCGGCGUCGGGGCUCCCGCAGAAGAUCAGGCAACAAUUUAUCCGUGGAUGAAGUGAGGGAAGACGAGAAGACGAUCAAGAAGCUCAAAUUGGAAAACAGGAAACUAAGACGGCGUUUCGUGGAGGAAAGCGAGGACUUGCGCUUGGUCAGGGAGCAAUUCCAGCAACAGCUUGUAAUCAUGCGGGCAAUGAAAAUGCAGCUUGACAAUGUGGCAUCAUCGACGACGAAGUUCCAAAAGUCGGCCGAGGUGGAGAUAGCUGCCAAACUUGGCGAGACCAUGCAACAGAUGCGCGAUUUCAAGACAUACCAGAAGGCCAUUCUGAAGAUUGCUCAAACUAUUGUAGAUCCACCGGCUCCCGAGUCCUCGGAUGAUGAAGAAGAAGAGAUCCCACCGAGAACUUUGGCACAACAGAACCUGUUCUACUCGGAGAAAGUUCUGGAGAAAUACAAUUGUGAGAAUCCGGGUGCUGAAUUCGUGAUCGCUGAAGCAUUAGUCACCUAUCCAUUUAACUCCCGGGGCACUUGGAUCAUCCAUCUCAACUUCACAGCCAAAGAUAAGGCUGGAAAUGUCCAUCGUUUGUUUGGGGAGACUACAGUUGAGCUUAAACCAGGGGAUCCGGUUGAAGUAUUAUCGUAUUGUAUCCUUACUCCUAGCGACAAUGGUGACUAUUCUAGUCUGACGAAGGGUUGUCGACGAUGUGAUCCCACCUGUUUCGUGCCGAUCUAUCAUCCGGACGAAAGUUGCUUUAAGCGGGGGCACUUCAAUCCUCAUCAUCCUUGACUUGAUUGGUUUCACUUCAGGAUGGCCGCUGAACAAAACUUACUGUCUAAUGCUCAUCUCUCAUUUUGCUUUGAUGAACGGUUUCUACAAUUUGUAGCUAUCUAAUCUCAACUUUUGUCAUGGUUGGCGUUUACGUAGUCACUUGAAAAUAUAGUAUGAUACAAAUUUGUAACUCAACAACUUUCUUCUCAAACUGUUAAUUUAUGACAUACAUUUUAUUUCUCG
This is a messenger RNA of Linum tenue, 1141 nucleotides long. Lineage: Eukaryota; Viridiplantae; Streptophyta; Magnoliopsida; Malpighiales; Linaceae. The record is from the annotation of a GenBank genome assembly.